Molecule: messenger RNA, 4437 nt
Organism: Rhipicephalus sanguineus (brown dog tick)
Lineage: Eukaryota; Metazoa; Arthropoda; Arachnida; Ixodida; Ixodidae
Product: ubiquitin-like modifier-activating enzyme 1
Exons: 27
Coding region: 199-4197 (1332 amino acids)
Biological process (GO): protein sumoylation
Cellular component (GO): cytoplasm; SUMO activating enzyme complex
Molecular function (GO): SUMO activating enzyme activity
Source: RefSeq, a predicted model, not a curated record
CGAAGAGGACGGCGCAUUCGCGUUUGCUGCCGAGCCGCGUUCAUCGCCGGGGCCCUGCCGUGCGCCGCCGCUCCCGGGUCCGCAGCAGUCGUAAGACCCGCUGGACUGUCAGCGAAGGCCGUGCGCGGACACCGGAGGCGAAGGAGGCGUGCAAACGGGAGAAGCCGUUCGGCCACGUCGUCUUCCCACGUCGCCGAAAUGUCUGAGCCACGUCACGUUCAGUUCGAUGAGCCGAUGACGGUUGACGAGGAAGAUAACGACCCCACCCCUCCAGCGAAGAAACGCAGGACUGACGAUGGUCCCAGCCACGACGAGUCCGGAGAAUCGAACGCCCCGACUGAAUCGUCACGACAGAACCCGCCUGACAUCGAUGAGAGCCUCUACUCGAGACAACUAUACGUGCUCGGACGAGACGCCAUGUUACGCAUGGCGCAGUCGGACGUUCUGAUUUGCGGAAUGGGAGGACUGGGCGUGGAGAUUGCCAAGAACAUCAUCCUGGGCGGCGUCAAGUCGGUCACCCUUCACGACGAGGCCGUGUGCACGAGGCUUGACCUGUCCUCGCAAUACUACCUAAGGGAGGAAAGCCUGGGCGAGAACAGAGCCGCAGCUUCCGAGGCAUCACUGGGGCGACUGAACCAGUACGUGCGUGUGGAGGCCCAUACGGAGCCCCUGAGCAAAGAGUUCCUGAAGCAGUUCAGCGUGGUGGUGUUGACGGAGACUCCGCUAGACGAGCAAGAAGAUAUCGCCGCCUUUGCCCGCGAGAACAACAUCUCCCUGAUUGUGGCCGACACCCGGGGCCUGGCUGGGCAGAUAUUCUGCGACUUCGGUGAAAACUUCCGAGUGCUCGACCCAAACGGAGAGGAACCGCUGUCAGUUUUAAUCGCCUCUAUCUCCAAGGACACCGAAGGCGUAGUGACCUGCUUGGACGAAAUGAGGCACGGUUUCGAGGACGGUGACUACGUCACAUUUUCCGAAGUCAAGGGCAUGAGCGAGAUCAACAACUGCCCGCCGAUGAAAGUUAAAGUGCUCGGACCAGACACAUUCUCCGUGGGCGACACAACGCAGUUUGGUGAUUACACCCUUGGCGGCGUCGCAACUCAAGUAAAAAUGCCAAAAGACGUCAAGUUUAAAUCAUUCCAGGAGUCAGUGGCCGAGCCCGACUUCGUUAUGUCCGACUUCGCCAAAAUGAGCCGUCCUCCGCAACUUCAUCUUGGUUUCCAGGCCCUCCACGAAUUCCAGCGUCUGCACUCGCGGCUUCCUCGCCCUUGGAACAAGGAAGAUGCAGAAGAGGUUGUCCGAUUGGCCAAAGAAAAGAACGCCAAGCUGGCCACACCACUGGACAAUGUGGACGAAACGGUGAUUACGACGCUCUCGUACGUGUCGUCCGGCUCGCUGUGUCCCAUGCAGGCAGUGAUAGGAAGCAUCGCCGCACAGGAAGUCAUGAAGGCGUGCAGUGGGAAGUUCGGGCCCAUCCAGCAAUGGUUCUAUUUCGACGCUUUCGAGUGCCUCCCACAGGACGCGGACGUGUCGGAAGCAAGCGCGAAUGCAAUGGAACACACCCGUUACGCUGGGCAGGCCAGGGUUUUCGGGACCGACGUGCAAGACCAGCUGAUGUCCCAGAAUUACUUUGUGGUCGGCGCUGGAGCCAUCGGCUGCGAGCUUCUCAAGAACUUCGCCAUGAUGGGCCUCGGGGGAAACGACGGCCUCAUCCACGUGACCGACAUGGAUGUCAUCGAGCGCUCCAACCUCAACAGGCAGUUCCUGUUCCGACCCGAAGACGUUGGCCGAAUGAAGUCGACGACGGCCGCAAGUGCUGUCUGUGAAAUGAACCCCGAGAUCAACAUCGCCGUCCACGAAGACAGGGUGGGUCCGGAGACGGAGAACGUCUACAACGACGACUUCUUCGAAUCGCUGGAUGGUGUGGCCAAUGCGCUGGACAACGUGGACGCACGCCAGUACAUGGAUAAACGCUGCGUGUACUACCGGAAGCCCCUGCUCGAGUCUGGCACUAUGGGAACCAAGGGCAACGUGCAGGUCGUGAAGCCCGACAUGACCGAGUCCUACUCGUCGUCCCACGACCCGCCAGAAAAAUCGAUACCUGUCUGCACCAUCAAGCAUUUUCCCAACAACAUCGAGCACACACUGCAGCUCCAGUCGCAACAGACAGCAGCCAUGCCUGUAAUCGGCGCGGGAGAGACAUCGCGCCUGGCCCCUUUGUUCGACCCAACUACGUCGGACUCGCCAACCCUCGACGCGUGGAUUGGAAGUGUGGACGACCUAGCGGAAGUCUGCCGUUGGACCGACAGAGUAACAUCUUGCCAUGCGCUCGCAAAGUUGCACGGACCGGCGAAGAUGUGGUACGACUCCCUCCUGUCUGUUAACAAAACUUGGCCCGAGUGGAAGGUGGAACUCAAGCGUGCCUUCCCCACGACAGCAGGAAGGCAGAGGCUUCACCGGGAAAUGGAGGACCGAAUCUACAAGCGAGCGGACGCGACCAACGAAAAGUACUUCAUGCCGGCUAAAGUUAACGGGAGCGAUCUGAAAGCGUACGUUGACCUCGGCAGUCAGUGUGUCACUAUUCGGCGUGAGGAUGCAGAUCAGAUCGGGAUCAAAUACUCAUUGAUAGGGAGGCCGCUGACCAUCGGGGGCUACGGUUCAGGACGUGUGACGCCGUGUGGUGAGGCGAACGUUAACCUCACAGUCGACCAAGCAACAGCCGACGUCCCCGUGCUGAGCGUGCCGAACGAGUCACAGGCGAUUCCUGUCAUCGGGGGACAGCCCUUCACCAAGCAACCUCAUUUUACGAUUGUGAGGCAAGGGAACACCGUGCGCAUCUUUGAGGAGGAGAAAGUGUGGACGAAGGUGACGACACGCUACAGUCCAUCGGAAUUCCGGAUCUUCCGAGGCGCUCGGUGUGCCUUUGGGCCAAAGACUAAGCCCCCUAGUUGGUGUCGUGAUCGCAUCACAAAGAAUGCAACAGGUGAACUGAUGUUUCUUUUAUUCGCUGACCAUUACAGUGACCCCGAGUUUCUGCCCAACAUGACGCAAAGGCUACAACUCAACCAGCAAGUGGUGAUGUUGGAGGAAAUGAAGAAAAUUCUCGUCGACGAGAGAGCAACCGUCUUCGACGACUGCGUUGCCUUCGCCCGACUGCGGUUCCAGGAACAGUACAACAACGAGAUAAGACAGCUGCUCCGCAAAUAUCCCGAGGAUCACAUCACGAGCUCCGGUGCUCCAUUCUGGUCUGGCUUCAAACGGUGCCCUCACCCCAUCGAAUUUGACCCCAACAACACCCUGCACAUGGACUACAUCGUGGCUGCAGCGAACCUGAGAGCUACGAUGUUUGGAAUUCUGCACAAUACGGACCGUGAGGCAAUCGCCGAAAUGCUCAAGGAAGUCGAAGUUCCAGCAUUCGAUCCCCAACCAAACCCUGACCCGAACAACGCCGCCGACAACGCCAACAUUGCAGUGCCGCAGAACGACUUAGAGCGCUUAGACGACCUACUGGACGAACUGCCGGAACGGGAUGAGCUCGAGGACGUGCACCUUAUGACACUGGAUUUUGAGAAGGACGAUGACGCAAACUUCCACAUGGACUUCAUCGUGGCAGCCUCCAACCUGCGUGCCGCCAACUACGACAUCGAGCCGGCCGACCGGCUCAAGAGCAAGCUCAUCGCGGGCAAGAUCAUCCCGGCCAUUGCCACCACCACAUCGCUCGUCGCAGGUCUCGCCUGCCUCGAGUUGUACAAGCUGGCGCAGAAUCACGAGAAGUUGGAGCUGUACAAGAACGGCUUCGUCAACCUGGCGUUGCCUUUCUUCGGCUUUUCUGAACCGAUUGCCCCAGAAAAGAAAAGGUUUCGCGACCAGGAGUACACCUUGUGGACAAGCAUCGACAUUGAAGGCGAGAUGAGCCUGGAGGACUUCGUCCAACACUUCAAGGAAGAGUUUGAAGUUGACAUCGUCAUACUCUCCGAGGGUGCACGCAUGUUGUAUGCGAACUUCAUGCCUCCGUCGGCCAAGCGUCUUAAGAUGAACAUGAGCGAAGUGGUGGAGGACGUGUCCAAGCAGAAGAUCGACCCGGGCAAGCGCUUCUUGAUGUUUCAGCUGAUGUGCACCGACUUAGACGGCAACGAAAUCGAGGUGCCCCAAGUGCGCUACCAUCUGCCGACUCCGGAGGAACCCGGCUCUCCACAGUGAACGGCGCAACAGCAGCUGCCGACGCUGUUCCCGCCACUUCAGUUCAGAGCCCGUGUAGAUGCCGAGACGCAAGCGACGGGCCUCUCUCCUCUCAUUCACAUCGCCUCAAAUUCGAUGUUUACUUGGGCCCCGCACUUCUACGUUUUAAAUUACCGAAAAUUACAACGAUGGAAUGCAAACAAAUUGUUUGCUUUUGCGACUUUUUGCCUGCGUAAAUACGCGCAUAUACUAUUAUCACUU